This is a messenger RNA of Dromaius novaehollandiae (emu), 853 nucleotides long. It is a transcript of the gene MUSTN1, whose product is annotated as musculoskeletal, embryonic nuclear protein 1. The transcript is spliced from 3 exons. The record is from RefSeq and is a predicted model, not a curated record. Gene Ontology annotation, biological process: chondrocyte proliferation; chondrocyte differentiation; tissue regeneration. NCBI's taxonomy places the organism in Eukaryota, Metazoa, Chordata, Aves, Casuariiformes, Dromaiidae. Gene Ontology annotation, cellular component: nucleus. Bases 262 to 498 code for a protein of 78 amino acids.
GCGUCAGGCCGGGCCGCAGCCACCGCACGGCGCCGGGAAUGCUGCGCGCCCCAGUCAUCCCUAAGAAUAAACCUCCGGGCAGCGGCGGCCCGCGUCAACCUGCAUCAUCCCGGCUCUGCUUCGGGAAAAUGACCCGGCUCGUGACUUCGUGGUGAUGCUCUAUAUAAGCGCAGGGGAUAACAGCGGCAGAGGGCACAGGCGGAGCGGCUCGGAGCAGGGGAGCUACCGCGGGAAGGCCACCGCCGAGGCAGCGCUGCCGCCAUGUCGCAGCCGGCGCCCGUGAAAAAGAAGCGUCCGCCAGUGAAGGAAGAAGAUCUCAAAGGAGCCAGAGGAAACCUUUCCAAAAACCAGGAAAUUAAAUCCAAAACCUACCAAGUCAUGAAGCAGUGCGAACAAAUGGGCUCUGCAGCACCUUCCAUAUUCAGCCGAGAUCGGACAGGGGAUGAAACAGUCUUUGCGAAGCCUAAAGAAGGGCCGGCCAAGAGCGUCUUUGGCUGACAGCUGAGCUGGACGUGCAUCACUUAUGUAACUGUUGUAACAUUUUCCCAAAUUGCUGUUCCUUACGUUAAACUCACUGCAGAGCUAAAUAGUUAACUUAAUUUCUACUGUAAGUCAUUAAAUAGGGAAAGGACUCAUGUCUAAGGGUAAAACGUCCUUUUUAAUUUUUAUUAUGUUUUCUAUGUGUUGGAUGGUGUUUGCUAUGAUGGUUUAAUAAAAAAAAAAUUGGACACAGCUUGGCACACAGUAAUGACCAAUUUCAGCUUAUGCUUUAAUGAAUUCUGUGGAUUUUUCAGCAUUGCAAGCUAUGAUCUAGUCUAACCAUCACAUGUAAAGAAUAAAUAUUCAAAUGACA